This is a messenger RNA of Anas platyrhynchos (mallard), 3235 nucleotides long. Lineage: Eukaryota; Metazoa; Chordata; Aves; Anseriformes; Anatidae. The record is from RefSeq and is a predicted model, not a curated record.
UCACCACGUUCACAAUAGUGACCCAGAGCUCCUAUUUUAUGCAGCGUCCUGCAACCAAUCAAUUUAAAACUAUGCUUAACAAGUGAUACAUGUAUUUUAAAGUAUACCUGUCUCCUGUGCAGCACAAACAACAGCAGCUCAAUGAAACUUGUAGUAACAAUCUUUUUUAUUUUUUUUUUUAUUUUUAUUACAAACAAAAUGUUCACAGUAUGCUGUAAAGUUCUGAAAGGAGCAGAGUCAUAUUAAAGCAGGAAAGGAGAAAGCAAAAGGAAUUCUUUGAAAAGAAGAGACUUAAAUCAAAGAUGAAGCUUCUGGAAACAUCAUCUCCUAAAAGUUCAGCAGUCAGUUUAGAUCUUCUCAAUCUAUAUGUUGUUAACCAAAUAUCAACCAAAAAAGACAGCACUGUGAACCAGAAGAAGCCAGUUCAUAUUGAUAUCACUGGACACUUAAAAGCUCCUGUUAGAAGGUACAAUCUCGAUCUUCCCAAGUCACCGCUGCAUAAACAAUAUCCAGAAAACUUAGACCUCAUCCAGAACAGGUUACAAGAGCAAGUAUUGGACAGCAGAAGGAAGCAUCUCUUAGAGAAGGGAAAAUACCAGCAUGAUUUACCACAAGUAACAGAACUAUCUUAUGCUGACUCUGGUAUGGAACAUGAAGACAGCACAGCAACAGCUUUUAGCACCUGUCCAUUGUCCCCUUCUGUUUUUUGGUCCUCCAACUGUGCACAGUUUUCAGAAGAAAAUUUCAAUACAAACCUAAUGGGCAACCCUUGGGAAGAGACCUAUGAAGAUAAGCAGCAAAACCAGCCAGGAAUUAUUUCGGAUCAAGACCCUUGGCUUUCAAAACACCUGAGCCAGUGUAUUUUAAGGAAGUCUGAUACAGUGCCUCCGGAGCUGUUUGAGCCAGUGCACAGGCUGGACUAUAUGAAUUCUGCCAGGAAAAAUCCGGUGAUAAUGACCAGUAAAGAAUCAGAAAACAGUGAAGGAAUAAAAGAACCAUUGUUUGGUGUCGUGAAAGAAACCACAGAACUGAAAGCUCCCCAGCAUGAAAGUGAUUGUCCCUUUCUGGCACUGUUUGAAGAUGAGAGCCAGUCAAUCCAUAAUAUUUCUUCCACAAGGCAUUUUAAUCCUUUUGUUAACCAAAGCAGUACUCCCAAUUUUUUCAUUGAUCUUGAAGACAGAAAUCAAAUGACCAACAGAGAUUAUCCUUACGAUACUGGAGAAGCUCAUCCUGCAAUUAAAGCCCAAAACAAAUCCGUAGACAGACACCUGAAAGGCAUUUUCACAGCUCCAGAACAGGUUUUGUGUAAAAAUAACAAUGCAUCACUUGCAAGCUACCAGAAGGGCAGAUUUCAUAAAACCCACCUGCAGGACUGUCAUGAGGGACAGCACUACUUCGUACCAUCUGGAAACAAAGAAAAGCCUUCGAUAUUUGAAAAAAGUGAGACAUUUGCUUAUUAUCAUGAUCAGCAGACUAACUUAAAGGAAAAUGUGCAGAACUAUUCACUAAACAAAAGAGAUGAGCCUGUGAAAGAAGCAGUCUGGAAACAGAAUCAGCUCUUUGGAUUUGAAGAGUUUGCAACAGCACAAGAGGAAGAAUGUAAGUUGGGAGUGAGUUCAAACCUUCACAAGAAGAAGAAAGCUCAAAUUUCAGAUGUGGAGUCACCACUCAGCAGCCCCUCACCCAGCUACUCACCAAGACAGACAGAAAGCUGUUUCAGCUCUAGUCCUGACAUGUCUGAAAAGGAAGACACAGCCAAGAAGAAGUAUGUGGACAAACGGUGUUACCAGACAGGCAAUGCCAACACCUCCGGCUCAGCAAGCCCCAAGGCCCCUCACAGUGGACCUGAGCCUCUCCAGCACUGCAGGAGUUUGACCAGGGUGGAAGACAACUAUCUUCAGCAGAAACACACUACUUCACAUGCCACAGAGGAGGCAAAUAAAGACCAGGCUGCCCCAGGUGAGGGCAGCUCCUUACACCAAACCCGUAAAAAAGAGCACGUCAGUGCCAGUACGAGGCGUGAUGGUUGGUCACAGACUGAAAGCUGUGCCCCAGAAGCAGGGAGGGUGGAUGUUGCCACCCAGUGUGACACCAUGCGGGUGUGCAGCUGUGGGAGCUCCCUCCUGUCUGCCCGCAGCCCCGAGGGGCUCCCUCCUCCCGGCACCACUGGAGGGCACAAAAUGCCAGAGCAUGAGGCAAUGCAGCCUGCAGGCACAGGCAGCGCAGCAGGAAAGGCAGCGUUUUCUUCUGAAGCCGAGUAUCUGAGUUUGGCAGACAAAACAACUCUAGAGGUUCUGAACUACAUCGAUGUCAUGAAGGAGAGAGAAAAGCAGUGAGCAAAUAGAAUGGCCUGUAAGGGAUACUGAAAUAAUACUUCGAAGUUUUGUCUUGUUCUAAGUAGGUUUAAUUUAAUUGUCAUAUCUUGAUUUGUCUAGCCUGGCUAGACAAAAUAUUGUUGUUAUAACUUAUUGUUGUUACUUAUACAUUAUUACUUACUUUGGAUCUCUAUCUACCUUCUCCAACUAUGGAUUUCUGUAAACCUCUGACUGUUAACAACGAUUUUACAACAGCUUAUUGAACAUAAACCUUAGGAACUAGAUUUGCUUCCCCACCAUAUACCUGUAGGAUUGUGUGUUUUGAGGAUGAUUUUGCUUCUCAGGAAGGUAGUGGAGAGAUUCAAUUUCACUUCAAGACACAUUUGAUGUGACUCUUAGUUCAGAACUACUGUCUGAUUUUUACCCAUUUUAACAGGCAAACUAGCCUUUGCCCUAUGUUUGUACUAAAUAUGAAAAUGAAAACAUAAAAGUGACACAGAAAAUGCAGAUCUGCACACAUAAAAUAAAAGGUACUUUUAAAGGAACUAAUUUAUUAUUUUUUAACAAAACAAACAACAACAACAAACCCAAAUGCUUAAACUUCCUUCCACAGCAGUCUAUUGAUUAGUCUCUGUUAAUACUGUUAAUACUGACUGUUAAUACUGACAAAUCUUUUAUGUGUUUCUGCGUUUUGCCAGCAGGUUGAAAAUAUGAAAUGAUUCUUUUUCCUUAUUACAGUAUUCGUUUGAAGCUACAAAUAACAAAUAAAGUUUCCUGAUAAUAUUGUUUCUAGGCUAUAUUCUUUCCAUUUAAAAUAGUUCCUAGUAAAGAUGACUCACUGUGUUGUGGACACCUUCUGCUUAUAUUUCCAUACAUCCUUCCAUAAAUGCAUGUAAGCUAUGUUUCAGGCUAGUCCUUAC